This is a messenger RNA of Lolium rigidum, 1299 nucleotides long. RefSeq names its product riboflavin biosynthesis protein PYRD, chloroplastic-like. The transcript has 3 exons. NCBI's taxonomy places the organism in Eukaryota, Viridiplantae, Streptophyta, Magnoliopsida, Poales, Poaceae. Gene Ontology annotation, biological process: riboflavin biosynthetic process. The record is from RefSeq and is a predicted model, not a curated record. Bases 1 to 1188 code for a protein of 395 amino acids. Gene Ontology annotation, molecular function: zinc ion binding; diaminohydroxyphosphoribosylaminopyrimidine deaminase activity.
AUGGCCUCCUCCUCGCCCACCCCGUGCCCCCGCCUCGCCCCGUGCCCUGCAUCCUCCGCGGCCUCCCCUUGCCGCGCCCGCCUCGCGGUCGGCGGCGGCGCGCGGGGGCUCGCGGCCAGUGUGCGCUGCCAGGCGCAGGCGGGCGACAUGGACGCGCACUACAUGCGCCGGUGCGUCGAGCUGGCGCGGAAGGCGGCCGGGCACACCAGCCCCAACCCCAUGGUGGGCUGCGUCCUCGUCCGCGACGGCCAAGUCGUCGGCGAGGGGUUUCACCCCAAAGCUGGACAGCCCCACGCCGAGGUAUUUGCGCUGAGAGAUGCAGGGGAUUUAGCGGAGAAUGCAACGGCUUAUGUGAGUUUGGAACCCUGCAACCACUAUGGCAGGACCCCUCCUUGCACUGAAGCUCUCAUUAAAGCCAGAGUUAAGGAGGUUGUGGUGGGGAUGACUGACCCUAAUCCCAUUGUAGCGUCCAAAGGGAUCGAAAAACUCCGGAACGCUGGGAUAGAUGUGAGGGUUGGCGUGGAGGAAGCAUUAUGCCUCAGAUUAAAUGAGGCUUACAUCCAUCGUAUGCUUACUGGGAGGGCCUUUGCAACAUUGAGAACUACACUGUCGAUGAAUGGAAUCGUCAUCAAUCAUGUCGGGAGUGGAGCUGAUGAACAAGGAGGAUACUACUCACAGUUAGUGAAAGAAUACGACGGAGUUAUGAUUUCAAGCGGGACCGCCAAGACGACCCCGUUACCUAAAUCACACGAAGCUGGUGCAAAGCAGCCUCUUUAUAUCAUCAUAGCACAGGGUGAAGGUUCUGCAUUACGCAUCCCAUUUCUCGACGAAGACUCUGCGUCUAAUGCUAUAGUUCUAUCGGACAGUCCUGUCACCGUGGAGCCAGCAGGAGUCAGCGUUUCAGUCCUCGAUCAGAUGAACUUGGAGUCCAUCCUACGGUUUCUCGCGGAUCGAGGGCUAUGCAGUGUGCUGGUGGAUUUCCGAGAUGCUGGCCCUGGCCUAGCGUUGCUGCUGAACAAGUUUCAGGAGGACAAGCUUGUGCAGAAGGUUGUUGCGGAGCUCUCUCCUGUGUGGAUGGUGAGCCCAGGGCCAAGCGAUCUCACGUUCGGUGGCAGCCAAUCGUUUCCGCUGAAGAAUGUGGAGCACAAGGAGGUGAAUGGAAUAUUGCUGCUUGAGGGUUAUUUGUAGCAUCAUCUUCUUUUGUGUUUGAGGAUUUGUGGCCCUUUUCUUUUGGAAAACUCUGAACAGUGUUAGAACCUGCAAUCAUUCAGAACUGAUUUCCUUGUUCUCCUUGUUUCA